AUGCUGGAAGCAAGUAACAUCGAGCCAAUUAUGGGUGCCCGCAAGGCAUAUUUCGAAGAUCUCCGAAAGAAUCAUAUCCCUCAAUUCAUAUUUCGCACUUGGAGCAGCAAAAGCGGUGGAGGGCCAGAACACGCAUCUAACAGUGUCAAGGAGAUCAUCCCGCACGGCUUCAUGAAGCAAACCUCUGGAAGCGGGUUCUACGAAAAGCCAGAAAACGAGCUUCGAGCGAUGGUGCGAGACCAUUUCCACACCGAAUCCAUUUUCACCUCCGAUUUCAGCUCAUGGACCGGAUCACUUCACCUAGCUCUUUGCUAUGCUGAAUCUAUAGACGAAGAACACGAUCCCCACGUCGCUAUCAUGGACAAACAUGGACUAGAUGAGAUGUCUUCGUCUGGCAUGUUCCGCACCUGCAUUGGAUACAAGGCCGUAUCGUACAAGACCCUGAUGUCAGCUGGUCUGGCACAGAUACUUCCCGAGCUAUUGGAGAAUGACCUCACUGACUGGGGCAUGAGCUUACGCGACCAGAUGUUCAACGGGCCCUCAAUUCUGUUUCCAAUGGACAACAUUGAGCAAUCUGACGAGAUGAAGCAGGUACGAGCAAUCGCAUACCUUCACGGCCAUCUUUACGUUCCAUUAGCGACUAGUUCGAUAUGUCCUCGGCCCCGAUCUUGGUUACGCUCGCGAGCUGAGGGCAAGGCUACAUUAGACAAGAUCGCGAAUCUGUUUGCGAACACGAAGCCGUUUGGACCAAGCUCCUCCGAGCUACCUGUGAACGCGCGGAUCAUUGAGUAG
Molecule: messenger RNA, 792 nt
Organism: Alternaria rosae
Lineage: Eukaryota; Fungi; Ascomycota; Dothideomycetes; Pleosporales; Pleosporaceae
Exons: 4
Coding region: 1-792 (263 amino acids)
Source: RefSeq, a predicted model, not a curated record